ACGGAGACCACGUGCGUUCGAGAUGCAAAAUCGGCGAGUGCCUUUGGUGUCGAUGUAAAGAAGUUCAUCUCGAAGGGAGUAGUCAGCGACUGGGUCGAGGUCACGGAGUUUGUUGUAGAUAGUCGAGAAAUCUGGGCAAGAGAGGUAGCCUUGGGUGUAGCGAUGGUGGAGUGAUGGGGGAGUUGGAUAUGAGUCAUGGUGGCGUAGACUUUCUCGGGGGGCUUGUGGUUGGGGUGUCGAGAGAGGGCAUCGGCAACGCGGUUGCUUUUGUAGGGGAUGUGGCAAAUGGUGAAUGUGAAUUGGGCAAAAAAGUCCAACCAGCGGACUUGGCGUGGUGUGAUGUCCUUCUUAGUGAGGAUAGAGAAGACGAUGGUGUUGUCAGUGCGGUUGGUGAAGUAUUGCCCGUCGAGGUUGGGGCGCCAGACUUUGAGGGCGUGGAUCACGGCGAGGAGUUCCUUCUCGUUGGAGGGGUAGUUCAUCUCCGCGGGAAGGACCUUCUUGCUUGCGAAGGCGAUGGGGUAUUCGUCGGGUGGAGCCUUGGGGAUGGAGAGGACUUGGCGAAGGUGUUGAAGGUGGGACUCGAAGGUGGGACUAUAAAUGAGGAUGUCAUCGAGGUAUAUGACGAAACAAACAUCGAGGAGGUUGUGGAAGAUGUGGUUCAUGGUGGAUUGGAAUAUGGCGGGGGCAUUAGUGAGUCUGAAAGGCAUCACGAGGAACUCGUAGUGCCCGAACCGAGAGUGGAAUGCGGUCUUGUGGGUGUCCUACUCGCGGAUGCGAAUCUCGUGGAAGCCACUGUGAAGGUCGAUCUUGGUAAAACACUUGGCUCCACGGAGGCGGUCAAGAAGCUUGGAGAUCCAAGGUAUUACCCUGGCAAUCUAGAGGAUGUUCCAAACACAGGCAAUGCUCCAACCAUCAUGCGAAUUGCUGACCUGAGAUGCGGUGUGCAUUCAAGAGACCCACCUACAGGAUACCCCACCGCACAUUGCAAAGGCGAAAUCAAUCUGGCCCUAUGCGAGCUUCUCAGCACCCGCCAAGACACGCAUAAAGGAACGAGCACCUCCCCUUAUACAGCAGAGCAGGAUGCGAAGGCCGCCGCCAUCCUGAAAGAGAGAAGAGAGAAGAAGGAGGCCAAGAAGAAGGCCUUGAUAGAAGAACAGGCGGCGAAGUUGAAGAAGAUUGAGGAGGAGAUGGUCAGAGAAAAAAAGAGGUUAAGGAAAGAAGCGGCAGAGAAGCUCAAGGCAGUAGAAGAGGAGGAAGAGGUAGAAGAACCGCCACUGGAAAGGCGAAGGACAGGAGGGAGAGGAGAAUCCAGUGGAACAAACGAAGAUCAGAUGGCGAAGAAGAUUACGGAUUGGGUUGCUGGUUUAUCCUUGGGAGAAGAAGAGGAGGCACUAAUAAGAAACCCACUCAAGCGGCAGGCUAUAGAAGAUGAGAAGAGGAUGGAGUGGAAGUUCCGACUGACGAGGGAGAAGGAAAGGAGAAUGGAGGCGGCGAGCCAGGCGGCGAAAGAAUUGGAGGAGGUAAAGAAGCAAAGAGCGCAGAUGGCGAAGCAGGUGGACCUACUGGGGAAGAUGGAGAUCAUGGUGAGAAACAUAGAGCGCCUGGCCCCGGUCCAGGAAGAACAAUAUCAGUUUGGUAGAGGUCAGGACAUUGCCUUACGCUCUAUACGGCUGGGACUCAGGGACUUUGCAAGGGAAUUAGCGACGCAGGUGGGCUCAGAGGUGAACGUUUGGGACAGAGGCAAGUGGUGGAGAGAUAAGAAGGAGGAGACUCUUGACUCUUGGUUGAGAACGGUUCCAGUGUGGGUCAGGGCGAAGAGGACGCUGGUAGAGGAGGAGGUGAUAAGUGUUGCAUCCUACUUAGAGGGUUUAGUAGCUCGCUGGCUUAAUGGAUUGGUGGCUUCCAAGGAAUUCGGUAGGAACAUGGGUGAUUCGGCCAAGACCUACACCCUAGAGAGCUUUAUGGAUUUGGUAGAGGCGAGGUGGCACAACCUUCAGCAGGCGCAGAUAGCCAUCGAUGGGUUAUUGAAACUUGAUGCUAGGAAGUACAAGUCGGUGCGCGAACUCACUACGACAGUAGAGCGUUUGAUUGUCGUCCCAGGGAAUCAAACUGAGAUCGAUGACAUUUCUGACCUUGUGGAGAUUUCAGAGUUAGACGACGAGGAUAGUGUUGAGGGUAGCAACCUAGCCGUGGUAGUCAAGACUAAGGCAGGUGGCCGCGGCUAGGGCGGUCAACAAAGGAGUCAGGGGCAAACUGCAAACCCAAACAAAAUAGCUGCUUGGGU
Molecule: messenger RNA, 2284 nt
Organism: Chara braunii
Lineage: Eukaryota; Viridiplantae; Streptophyta; Charophyceae; Charales; Characeae
Source: the annotation of a GenBank genome assembly